Oldenlandia corymbosa var. corymbosa is the source of this 2240-nucleotide messenger RNA. NCBI's taxonomy places the organism in Eukaryota, Viridiplantae, Streptophyta, Magnoliopsida, Gentianales, Rubiaceae. The record is from the annotation of a GenBank genome assembly.
UGCAAAUUUCACAAAAUCCUUCCGAAACUCACAGUAUAGAACCUCAGACAAAAAAACGAAGCAAGAACAAAAAUGAGAAGCUGCUUCGUUAUCCACACUAUCGCCUAAUCCUUGACCAAAGAAUUUCAUCAAUUUCGCCAAAAUGUCGAGAGACCGUUUCUUCAAGGGAUUGCAGCAGCAAGCUGAGAUUCAGUAUAAGAUUUUCACUCGGCGAUAUGGACAACAAAUCAUUGAUAUCUUGGACUUCCCAAUUAAGCUUGUUCUUUCCCCUUUUACUUUGGCUUAUGACAUUGCUGGUUCUGCUCCCCGGGGUUUUGGCGUCCCUGAGUUCAUUUCCAAGCUCUCCUACUCUGCAAUUUUCCUUGUUGCCGCUGUUGGAACAUUUGACAUUACUACCGAACUGGGAAAGAAGGUGCUUUGUCAGAGGAACUGCGGGACGUGCAAUGGAUGGAAUGCACUGCAAUGUACGAUGUGUAAAGGAUCAGGAAAAGUGCAUUACCAAGUCAAAAACUAUAGAUUGAGAAAGUAAACCACCGCUAAUGCAUUUCACUACAAAAUGUUUAGAAUGCUAAUGUUUCUCAUUGCUUUUUUUUUUUUUUUUUUUUUGAUUACUCUAAAAUGUAUCACAUACACCACUUUGCCCAGAACAGUCUGCAAGUCAUUUAACAACAAUUUGAAGUCUCACUCCUCAAAUUAUUAGGCCAGUCCUACCUUUUUUGGACGAAACUGAUUGCAACAUUUGAGCCCUUAGCCAUAUCCUUGAAUCCAUUGGGUUAUGGAAAAGUUUAGUCACAGUUGAUAUUGGUAUCUCCCCCAACCCCCCAACCGUUCUCCGUCCUUUAGGUUUUAUCAAUGUUCCCUACCUAUUCAAGCAAAAUCCAGUUGCUGAUUGCUUUGUUACGGUCAUUUAUUGAUGUUUCCCGGCUGUAUUUUUGUAGUGGAGAGAAAGCAACAGCUCAAUCCAUUGCUGAUGCUGUAGCUGAGAAUCGAGCUGAGAUUGUACAUCUUCCUUCCACCUUUGACCUUCACGUACCAUUGCCAUCCAAGGAUUGCCCAAACUGUGAUGGAUCGGGUGUAAUGAAAUGUCCAGAGUGCAAAGGGAAGCUUCAAAUCAGGAUUUCCGCUGAUGAUAUAAUGGAGCCUCCAUGGAAAGCUUAUAAUGUAAUGAGAAAGAUGGACUACCCUUAUGAGCAUAUUCUUCAUAGUAUGAAAGAUCCCAGUAUUGCUGCAUUUUGGUUGAUCACUCUGCCUCAGAUUAUGGGAGGAUUUGAAUAUGAUGAUGAUGUAAAGCAGAAAAUUUGGUGGCAAUACAAGGAAUCUAUGAGGUAUGAUCAACUCCGAGAUGCUGUGGCCAGGCGAAAACCAGGUUGGGAAUACUUGCAGGAGGCCUUAAUCUCUAUUGAUCCCGCACGUGCUAGGGAAGAUCCAGUUGUCAUAAAGAACAUUCCUUAUUACAAGGCCAAACAGGCACUGGAAACAGAAGUGAUGAGGCUUGAUCCUCCACCCCGUCCAGAGAAUUGGGGGGAACUGGACCUUCCAUUAACAUCAUCAUCCUGGAGUGAGGAAGACCUUAAAGAUCCAAAGAAAUUAUACGAAAAGACAGUUCUUCUUAAUGCACAAAGAGAAAUUGCCGAUCAAAUUCUGGAUGCUCAGUGGGAAAGUAAAUGGCGUCAAGAAAAGCUGAAUGAAAUGCUCGAAGACAAAGUCCGUCCGUACUUGCGAAACAUGGAGAGUGGAGGCCUUUCUCCGCCCAUUGUAAUUCCACCAAAAAGUCAAGAUCAACAGAAAAAGCGAAGACGAUGGUUCUUUUUCUGACAGCCAGAAUUUGGAUUUUAAUCUCAUCGGCAUUAGAUUGUAGAGGGAUGCUAAAUCACGUCGGCGGGAGGCCCUAAAUCACUAUGUAGGUAAAUUAUAUGUACACUGUGCCAUGUCGUUCGGCUGAAGGCCCUCAGAUUGCAUAUCUUCCCUCUAGUUUUGGCCAUAAGUGACUAGCAUCAAGAGCUUUAGUCAUAGCUUCCGUUUUCAGAUUUACAUGUGUCAAUGUAAAUGGUGAUGGGGGAGAGUGCAUUUGUGUUAAGAAAUGAAGCUUUAAUCACAUGCUUAUGAAACUCUGUGAUUCGUUUGAUUGUAUACAGUCAAAAUCUGAACCCGUAAGUGGGUUAAACGCUUUUAUUUGGGGUGUCUUCUCUCCAAAACAGGUCCCUUAUCCCAGCAUCAUUAAUUGCAUACAGCUUCUUUGU